This is a messenger RNA of Pyrus x bretschneideri (Chinese white pear), 1926 nucleotides long. RefSeq names its product tRNA (adenine(58)-N(1))-methyltransferase non-catalytic subunit trm6-like. The transcript is spliced from 13 exons. Gene Ontology annotation, cellular component: nucleus; tRNA (m1A) methyltransferase complex. Lineage: Eukaryota; Viridiplantae; Streptophyta; Magnoliopsida; Rosales; Rosaceae. The record is from RefSeq and is a predicted model, not a curated record. Gene Ontology annotation, biological process: tRNA methylation. Bases 153 to 1508 code for a protein of 451 amino acids.
UCUUUUUCUCGCGGGUCUCGCGUAAGUUGAAAAAACAGGAAACGUCGUCGUGACUAAAACCCUAGAUAUGCGAAAAGUCGGGGACCGUUGGGGUUUUAGCUUGUAGUUGUACUUGCUGCUUCAGUUCAAAAUUCAGUAAAAGAUAACAAAGAAUGGAAAUUUCUGAAAGUAAGCCCCAAAUCGAAUUAUCUGAAAACCCUAGAGCCACCUGGGACGGUUGCUCCGUCUUGCUCGACAUCAACGACGGCGACCGUCUGGUUUUCGCCCGCCUCUCUGCCGGAGCGAAAGUGAAAAUUGGGAAUAAGAAUUGCUCUCUGCAGCCCUUGAUUGGCUGCCCCUUUGGCUCUUUCUUUCGGGUCGAAAACGGAGCUGAAGGCCCGUAUUUGGCCCGCUACACUCUGUCCACGGAAGGUAAUAAUGUUCCCGAAAAAGGUGAAAUUCAAUCAGUAGAUGAGUUUAGAGAUAAUCGAGCAUUAGUCGAUAACAAUAAGGCGCAGAGCCUAACCGGUGAAGACAUUAACGCAAUCCGACAACAGGGUGCAACGGGUGAUGAAAUAGUUGAAGCUCUCAUUGCAAACAGUGCGACGUUUGAGAUGAAAACUGUUUUCUCACAGGAGAAAUAUAGGCUUAAGAAGCAAAAGAAGUAUGCUCCCAUUGUCCUUAUGAGGCGCCCAUUCACUAGAAGUAUAUGUGAGGCGUACUUAAAGAAAUAUCCGAAUAAAAUUGGAUUCUUGCGGAUGGAUACAUUGUCUCUUCUGCUUUCCAUGGCUAAUGUUUCUGCAAAUUCUGAUGUCCUCGUAGUGGAUAUGGUUGGAGGACUUCUAACUGGUGCCGUGGCGGAGCGUUUAGGAGGUAUGGGCUAUGUCUGCAAUACAUAUCUCGGUGGCUCGCCUUAUUCUAUGGAUAUAGCGAGGAUAUUCAACUUUGGAGAUGAAAUUUGCAAGAGGAUUGUGAAGUCUCCUCUCACUGACCUUUUAUCUUUCCAAAACGGACUGCCCAAACCAGUCAGUCAGGACACGGACUCCUGUAACAUGGAAUUUCGGCCAAAUGGCCAAAUUUUUUCAGCAGUCAGUACGGAAGAAGUAACUCUUACAUCUGAAAAUGUGAUAUCAGAACCUGUUCCCGAGUCUACCAGUUCUCCAGUAAUCAAAAUAUCCAAACCUGCAAAAUUGGGAGAAAAUGCACCACAGGAAAUCAUUAGCUCGUGGAAAGAAAAUGGUUUCUCUAGUUUAAUAAUAGCAGCACCGGAGCUGGAUGCAUGGGGCUUAGUUAAAGAGAUCUUGCCACUUAUGUCAAAUUCUGCUCCCUUUGCUAUUUUUCAACAGUAUCUUCAGCCUCUUGCAACAUGCAUGCACAAUUUACAGCAGGGGAAAAUGGCGAUUGGCAUGCAAAUUUCAGAACCUUGGUUACGUGAAUAUCAGGUACUUCCAUCAAGAACUCAUCCAUGCAUGCAGAUGAAUGGAUUCGGUGGGUACAUUCUCAGCGGGACCAAAAUUUCACCGAACUGAUUUGAAAGAACAAAAUCACUCCGCUGAGUUGCGACUAGUUAUAUGGAUGUUCGUAGGCAAAACCACUGCGUGCAAAAUGUACACUACUAGUUAUUCGUCUUUUGUUUAUCUGUAAACCUGCAAAUUUUUUUCUUGCAGGAUUUGCAAUCUAUGGGUCGUGGCUUAUGUGUAUCUGGGCCCCAAUGUUUAAGAUUUAGGAUUCGAAGGCCCAUAUUUGGCAGAAGCUCAUACUCUGCGAGCCAGUAAACCCAAAAAUUUGAAGAUUCGAUAACAUUAACAGUAUAGUUUCUAACGUGUUCAUAUUGUGUAGCAUGACAUGUAGUUUCUAACGCAGUGGUGGAUAUACAUUGGGGCUAAGAUGGUCUCAUGACAACCAAGAGUAUGAGAAAUAUACAUGUGAAGAUCUUUCGAUUGUUUA